Dermatophagoides pteronyssinus (European house dust mite) is the source of this 1585-nucleotide messenger RNA. RefSeq names its product peroxisomal biogenesis factor 16 (gene Pex16). Lineage: Eukaryota; Metazoa; Arthropoda; Arachnida; Sarcoptiformes; Pyroglyphidae. The record is from RefSeq and is a predicted model, not a curated record. Gene Ontology annotation, cellular component: peroxisomal membrane. Gene Ontology annotation, biological process: peroxisome organization.
UUAACAUGGUAGAUUGAUUGGAAAGAUAAUUCAUUAAUCGACGACGAUAUGCUUGGUUUGUUUUGCAAAUUCGAGUGUUGUUGUUAUUUAUUUCAAUUUUUCCUGCUAUUGUUCUUGCCUACACACACCUGUUGAUUGAAUAUUUUCGGUGACAUAAUGUCCAAUCAUUAGUGGCUGAAAAACAGAAUGGGCAAUAUACAAUCAUUACCCGAUGAUGGACAAUGGUCAUCGAAAAUAUCGAUGGAAGUUAUGGAAAAAUAUCUGCGACCAACAACUGAAUAUUCAUUGAAAAUAUUACGCCAAUAUUUUGAACGUUACCGGUUAUUUGUCAAACAUAAUCCAUUACUUGUAUCCGAAAUAGAAUCAGCCUUGUAUUGGAUAUCAUAUCUGUUGGCAACUACUCGAUUUCAUAAUUCUCGUAUCAUAUCCGAAUUACUAUCAUCAUGCUCAUCAUUGCUCACAUUAUUCGAUGAUAGUCUGCUCCGUCGUUCGUAUGGAUUAUCGUCGACGAAUCAACAAAACACCAAAUCAACAAUUUAUGCAUUCCAUUUGAUUUUACAAUUUAUCGAAUAUGUUCAAGUAUUUGUCGAAUUGACAGCUGUUCAAUUGUAUGGCCGUUAUGGUAAAUGGUUGGUCAUAUCGAUCAUCGAAAUCAUCAAAGCAAGUAUACGUUUGCUUUUGCUAUUCUAUUAUCAACAAGGUCUUACUCGUCGUCAAUAUCUGACGCCAUUGAAUCGAUUAUAUGAAUUCGAACGAUUUCAGAUGAAACAUAAAUUCCAACCACAACAACAACAACAAACCGAUUCAUCAUCACCACGGUCCAGUGUUGACGAAGCAAUUGUUAUACCGGAUGAUGAUGAAGAAGUUAUCAUACCCGAUGAUGAUAAUAUUGUUCACCACAAUAAUCUGGAACCGGAUGAAACACAACUUUUCCGAUUGAAAAGUUCCGGUCGUAUUAUUCGAAAUAUUGGCCAAGCACCACCCAAAGAGAAACGAACUUGGCUUACACCACAACAACAGCAACGUUUACGACGUUUAUUGCAAAAAAAUCAUCGAUCAUCGCCCACAGUGACGCAGCUCAAUCAGCGACGAUUAAUCGGUGAACUGUUACAUAUCCUACGGCCAGUUAUUCAUCUAACAACUGGGGCAAUAGUCGGUGGUGUCGAAGAUCAUUGGACACCAUAUAUGGUAUCGCUUGGUUUGGAUGUCAUAUCGCUACGAUUGUUACAAGGUAGCAAUUUUUAUUCAUCAAAUGAUAAAAAUCUAUUCGGUUUGAUUAAUUGCAAUGAUGAUAAGGAUAUUGGUGUUGAUAUGGAUGUGGAUCAUAUAUGGAAUUGGUCCGAACGUUUGGAAAUUCAACGACGCUAUCUAUCACUAUUAAUGUACCUGUUACGAAGUCCAUUCUAUGAUCAAUACACUAAACAACGUUUAUUGCGGCUAAUAUCAUUGUUUGCCAAUUACAUUCCAUUGUUUGGUCGUUUAUGUCGACCAUUAAUUCGAGUGUUACCCGAAUGGCAACAAAUUUAUUUUUAUGUAUGGAAUUGAUAAAUGAAAUUAAAAUGAAUCAAUCAAUGAAUCAAUUAUA